This is a messenger RNA of Hibiscus syriacus, 1117 nucleotides long. Its product is annotated as beta-galactosidase 6-like. Lineage: Eukaryota; Viridiplantae; Streptophyta; Magnoliopsida; Malvales; Malvaceae. Gene Ontology annotation, cellular component: vacuole; cell wall. Gene Ontology annotation, biological process: carbohydrate metabolic process. Gene Ontology annotation, molecular function: beta-galactosidase activity. The transcript has 5 exons. The coding region runs from base 476 to 1117 and encodes 213 amino acids. The record is from RefSeq and is a predicted model, not a curated record.
UUCUUGUAAACGAAGACUCCACAAAAACGUUACGGUUCAAUUCUGGGACAGGUCGUUUGAGUUGUUGCCAAAGUCGAUCGGCAUUCUACCAGACUGCCAAAACAUGGUGUUCAACACUGCAGAGGUGAGGACGAUGCCGAAUAAGAGAAUUGCAACAGUAAUCAAAGUGUUUGAUGAAGUGAGUAGCUGGGAAGAGUGGAAAGAAGACAUCCCCAACUUUUUAGAUACAUCACUUCAAUCCAAUUCAUUGUUGGAACAAAUGACUACAACAAAGGACGUAUCUGAUUACCUUUGGUACACAUUCAGCUUUCAACCCAAUUCAUCUUGCUCCCAACCAGUGCUUCACAUUGAGUCCCUUGGACAUGCUGCACAUUCCUACAUCAACAGCAAAUUUGUAGGUGCAAAUUUCUAAUUCCAAUAAACUCUUUUUUCUUUUUCUUUUUUUAAAUAAAAAAUUAAAAUUCAUUAACUGGUGAUGAUCUCUACUUUUGGCUCAGAUUCUGGACAUGGCAGCCAUGAUACCAAAGGAUUUAGCAUGGACGUUCCAAUUAGCUUAAAUGAGGGUAUGAACAAUGUAUCAAUACUGAGUGUUCUGGUUGGAUUGCAGGACUCGGGGGCUUAUCUGGAGAGCAAAUAUACUGGGUUGAAUAAAGUGAAUAUUCAAUGUUCAGGAUCAAACCCAUACAACUUUACCAAUUAUACAUGGGGAUAUCAGAUUGGUUUGAAAGGGGAAAAGUUAGAAAUAUAUAAAGAAGAAAAUUUGGAAAAAGUGGAAUGGAGUGAGAUUGAUGAUUCUACAGAUACGUUACUCACUUGGUACAAGACCACGUUUGAUGCAACCGUCGGUGAUGAUCCAGUUGCCUUGAACAUGAGUUCAAUGCAAAAAGGACAAGUUUGGGUGAAUGAACAGAGUAUUGGUCGCUAUUGGGUUUCAUUCCAUACCCCUCAAGGAAAUCCCUUGCAGAUUUUGUACCAUGUGCCCCGCUCAUUCCUCAAACCGUCUGGGAAUGUACUAAUAGUGCUUGAAGAGUUGAACGGGGAUCCUCUUCAAAUUUCUUUUAACACCAUUUCAGUUGCUAACUUUAAUUCUUACGAUCACCUCCCUCAGUUAAUAUAA